AAAAAUCGUGUUUCAAUAAAGCAAUCAGUUGACGUAACUAGCAGUGAGUCGCCGCGGGAUCAAGAGCUGGACGUGAGGAUAACUGCCGUCGAUGUGGUACUACACUUGGCCCGCAUUCCGUCCCAUCCUGUCAGUCGGACAUGAUCAAUUUAUUAAGCACUCCUAUACCUCUCUCUGUCUCUGAGAAUCGAAAGGAAAUCGCGAAUAUACAUUCUGUUCUCAUCUUCCUAUUCUCUGCGUUGACACCUCCCCAGCGUCUUGCCAUAGCAGCGAUAUGAGCUUUACGAUCCAUGAGCUCUUGACUCGCCCUCAUUCGAAUGCUCAAGUUGAAGGCGACUUUCCUCUUGAUGAAAAUGUCUUAGCCAAAUUUCCCGUGGGAAGCAGAGUCCUCUCUGCAAAUCGAUAUGGUACUUCUGCCUGGACGAUCACCGCGCGUCUCAACGUUGAGCUUCCUGAUGGCUCUCAGUCCCAGUACUUCAUUAAGUGUGCAUCCGAGGACUCAGGUCGCACCAUGAUGGAAGGAGAGUUCAAUGCAAUGUCUGAGAUAUAUAAGACAAUGCCGGAUUUUGUUCCUAAGCCACACUCAUGGGGCAAAUAUCUGGUCAGCGAACCCGACACAUGGUUCUUCUUGCAGGAAUUCGUCGAUAUGAGUGACCGAGCUCCGGACCCAAUUCAGCUAUGCACCAAACUAGUUGCACUUCAUCGCAAUAGUAUUUCCCCCACAGGGAAGUUCGGUUUUCACAUCACGACCUGCCAGGGUCGAAUACCUCAGGCGGUGGAACCUUUUGAAGAGAGUUGGACUGUAUUAUUUACCCGGUUGUUGCGCCAUGUGGCUGAUCUUGACUUCGAGGCGAACGGAUCUUGGAAGGAGUUAAAAACGCUGGAAAGGAGGAUUUUCUCCCACGUCAUUCCAAGAUUGAUUGGUAAUCUCGAGCGAGACGGUCGCAGUAUCAAGCCUUGCUUGAUACACGGCGAUCUGUGGGAGGGUAACACUGGCACAUCGUACGAUAGCGGCAACAUAUACGUGUAUGAUUCAGGUGCAUACUACGCCCACCACGAAAUGGAGAUUGGUGACUGGAGGUGUCACUACAACAAAGUCCACAAUAAGAUAUACACGAAAACAUAUCUCCGCCACUGCGGACCAAGUGAGCCAAAGGAGGAAUGGGACGACAGAAACCGCAUGUACUGUAUCUACUACAAUGUCAUCUACUCCGUCAAUCACUUGGAUCAAGGCAAAGCUGUCAGACAAACAGCCUGUGACGAUAUGUACUACUUGAUCGACAGAUAUGCACCAUUCCCGAAUGGUGAGGGACCUCCUAAAUUGGCUGAGACGGAAAGAGCUGCUCUUUCCGCUGAGCGUGACCACAGAGCGACUUGAGCAGGAACCCGCGUGAUACGGCGUGGAUGACCGGGGUUUCUCUCUCUGGGAUUGAAUCAUUAUUCUAUAGACAAAUUGCUGACCGUUUGGCUCGAUGAUUUACUGCUUCAAAACAACUGAGGAAUGGGAAAAUAUUGUAAGAUUAGGGACCGGCACAUAACCAAAAGCGUUAGAAUACAUCC
This is a messenger RNA of Cadophora gregata, 1560 nucleotides long. RefSeq lists its product as uncharacterized. The record is from RefSeq and is a predicted model, not a curated record. The transcript is spliced from 2 exons. NCBI's taxonomy places the organism in Eukaryota, Fungi, Ascomycota, Leotiomycetes, Helotiales, Ploettnerulaceae. Bases 275 to 1378 code for a protein of 367 amino acids.